GUCACCAAUGUAUUGCUUGUACCGCUGCUACUUGCUGCCAUCUUCGCUAUCAUGAAGUCCAAAGGUGCGGGAUAUUACCACUGGCCAGUUGUCGGAAAAGUUAUCGAAGCAUUUCUUCCGUUCGGCAUUGGCCGUCCGUCGUCGUCGUCGUCGUCGUCGUCGUCGUCGUCGUCGUCACCGAACCUGUCUGCAUCUCACGACACGGUACUCGAGGCGUCUCCGCAAGUCCAGUUCAGUUCCCCGUCGAAGUUGAUACCUCAAAAGGAAAAUAGGUCUUGCUAGUCUUGAAACUGCUUGUAGAAAUCCAGAUAUCCUCCUGACACUUCUGAACCACGAUCCCAGCCUAUCUCGACUGGAAUAUGGUGUCGUAUACUCAGCUCGUUGAUUUCUCCAGACUCCCCCGUCGGCGACCACGGCCGCGCCUCCAGCGUCCUUAUCUUAGGGACGUCCAUCACCCGCCAACCUUUCUUGACUCCUAUUCCGCACCACAAACACCACACCUCUCAACCAU
This is a messenger RNA of Mollisia scopiformis, 511 nucleotides long. RefSeq lists its product as uncharacterized. Bases 52 to 282 code for a protein of 76 amino acids. The transcript has a single exon. The record is from RefSeq and is a predicted model, not a curated record. Lineage: Eukaryota; Fungi; Ascomycota; Leotiomycetes; Helotiales; Mollisiaceae.